This is a messenger RNA of Gamsiella multidivaricata, 766 nucleotides long. RefSeq lists its product as uncharacterized. Lineage: Eukaryota; Fungi; Mortierellomycota; Mortierellomycetes; Mortierellales; Mortierellaceae. The coding region runs from base 211 to 552 and encodes 113 amino acids. The record is from RefSeq and is a predicted model, not a curated record. The transcript has 2 exons.
CCCAUCUUUUUCGUCGCACACACCGCUCCACUAUCGAACAUCAAUCGGCCCUUCUAUUCAUUUCCCCAUUCUUCCGCCUCUUCCUUCUCCAAUAAACCACCAUUAAUUGCUUGCUUUCUCCCGCGCUCACUCUUUUGGCUACAUACACACUCUGCAAAUCGUUAAUUAAAACACCUCCGCUCCACGAAGCCAAGAACUAUCCCACAUUCAAUGUCCUCCAUGCAGAGCUCGCAGGCCCAGCAUUUGGGAAUUAGCAGCAACGACGGCGAUAUCAUCAUGGCCGAGCAAGAGGCAAAGCUCCACAGCAAGUACGGCAGCUUACCGCUUUUCACAAGGAGUCUCGGCCACCAACAGCGGAAAUAUUUCGAUUCAGGCGACUAUGCCCUCUCCAAGGCCGGCAAGGAGGUAACGGUUGGUUCUGGACACCCCCAACCGGAGGACAUCCCUCACUCUGUGCCCCUCAAUCGUGUCUAUGGAUCGAUUCCCUCACGACGAGGGUCGCUCAUGAAUACGGCGGCCCUUCCAAGCUAUGGUGCCGAGCAACAAGCUUAACUUGGACUGGCGGUCUUUUGGUCAACAUUCAUCUCAUUUCGGUCUCUUCUAAGGCAUAUAUACAUAGCACACAUCCACAGCACACAUCCACAAGAUGUUCCGAACAGUACCAAGAAAAAAAAUCCUUGUCCUCUUUCUCAGCUCCCCACUACGUUGUCGUCGUCGUCCCUUGUCCAGUCCAUCCGUUCUAAAAAAAAAAAAAAAAAAAAAAAAA